Messenger RNA from Bombus pyrosoma, 11813 nucleotides. Its product is annotated as dynein axonemal heavy chain 7-like. The coding region runs from base 46 to 11691 and encodes 3881 amino acids. The transcript is spliced from 2 exons. Lineage: Eukaryota; Metazoa; Arthropoda; Insecta; Hymenoptera; Apidae. Gene Ontology annotation, molecular function: dynein light intermediate chain binding; minus-end-directed microtubule motor activity; dynein intermediate chain binding. The record is from RefSeq and is a predicted model, not a curated record. Gene Ontology annotation, biological process: microtubule-based movement. Gene Ontology annotation, cellular component: dynein complex.
UGUGUAAGCUGAAAUAUUUAGUAAAUCUUUUGUAAAAAUUUAUUUAUGUGUAACAUGGAAGUAAAUGUAAUGGAUGUAUACCAAUCAAAUAAUCUAAGUACCAACUCUUUAUUAUCUGAUGAUAAUUUAAUAUAUGAUAAAAUGAAAAUAUGUUCAAAUUACAUUCAUUUCAAAGAAUUUCCCACUGAUUGGGAAAAAAAUAUUUUGAAUUUAUUACCAAAGAAGUAUAACAGAAAAUAUUGUUUACUAAUAAAAACAGUAUUAAAAGAAGUAAAAGACAUAUAUGUUAAGGAUAUGCAAGAUUUCUUAAAUAAAGUUACAUUAUCAAAUCAUAAAAAGAAUGAUGAUUACAUUUCUAAGAUAAUUUAUGCGAACCAUAAAUUCUUAGAUUAUCAAAAUGCUUUUAAUAGAAAUAUUUUUUUAAGACGUGGUAAAUUAUUAAAUAAAAGAUAUUAUCUUUAUUUAGAACCAAUUAGAAUUAUUAUAAAACAAGCACAACUGAAACUUCCAGUAUUUAUUUGCAACUUUGAACAUUAUCAUCAUUUUGGGCUUAUGUCAUUAACUGAUUUUCAAAAUAUGAUUAAUAAUGAUAUUAAAAAAGGAUCAUUAGCGCUAGCAAAUCAGUUUUAUACUAAGGUGGCAACAGCUGUAGCAACAAAUAAGAUUUUAAAGAACAUUAAUAAAAAACGAUUACCAAGAAUUAUGCACUGUAUAACACAUGUUUUUGUGCAACAAAUUUUGAAUGUCAUGAUAAAAUCUAUUGAUCAUAUACUAAACAUUAUGAGUGAUAAAUAUUGCUGUCCUCAAAUCAAAUUUCAACUUAUUAUGCAAGAUGACCAAUUAUGUCUUAGUCCUACUGUUGAAGAAGUAUAUUCUUUAUAUCACAAUAUCAUUGAAAAGAUUAGUAUAAUUGCCCAAGAUUUAAUACCAUUGGAAGAAUGGCUUAAUAUAAAAGCAUAUUAUAAAUAUAUUAAAGUAGAAUUACCAAAUUGUUAUAUUAAAGAGUCUCAUAACAAAUUGCAACUUAUUCUAGAUAACUUAUUUCAAUCUUUAAAUGAACAUGUAAAACAUAUCACUGAAGAAUUUUAUCUUAUCUGUACACCUAAUUUAAGAGAAAGAAUAUUAUCAUUAACAUCUGAAAAAAUAAACUUUGAUUUAUACAUCCAACAUGUACAGAAAUACAGCACCUAUUUAAUAAAAUCAAAUACUAUGACAUUGAAUACAUAUCAUGCAAUAGGAAAAUUAGAACAACAUGGAGCUAAAGAAUUUUUGAAAAAGGAAUCCUUUGAUAUUAUAAAUAUUUUUUUAAACAAACUCAUUAAAUACCAUCAAGAAUUCAAUGAAUCUAUUUGUUCAGAUUUUGAAAAUUUGAAAACAAAGAUAUUAAAUAUUCCAAAAAAUUCACAAUCCUUAAUUGAAUUAACUGAAUAUAUCUCCUAUGCAUCGCAAGUGUUAAUAAAAGAAUUAGAACAUAAAAUUCAGAAUUCAAUACACAUGUUAAGCAUAUUAUCAGAGAUAACAGUUUUAUCAGAUGAUCACAUUCAAUUAAAUAAAAAGACUAUUAAUUGGUUAUAUGAAAUUGAAACAAUAUUUAAACAAAGUAAUAUAUUAUGUGAGGCAAUGAAAAGUGAAUUAGAAGAUGACAUGCAGAAAAGGAUAAACAACUUAAACAUUAAUGUAGAUAACAUCAUUCCUCAACUUAGUGUAUUAGAUAAUAUGGAUAAUAUAAAUAGAAUUGAAGAAUAUGUUGAAUAUUAUAAAGGGCUUCUAAAACAAAUAAAUCAAAUUAAACAGGAAAUGCAAAGAGUUAAUGAAGAAGAGACGUUAUUUAAAUUUCCUGAAACUGAGUUUUCAAAUGUAAUUGAAUUAUAUGAAAUAAUCAUUUCAUUUCAUGAUCUCAUUUAUGUCAUUUAUCAAUGGCAAAGAGAUUAUUCUGUAUGGUUAGAUGGUCCCUUUGAAUGUUUGGAUGCUGUCAUUAUAGAAAACAAAACGUUGAAUUAUUUUGAAAAAGUUACUGAAAUGAGCAAAAUGUUUAGAACAAAGAUUAAAAUGGAUGUAACACUGAACAAAUGUUUCAAAUUUUCUGGACUUGCAGAUGAUCCAGAUCCGAUGCAACAACCUGCACCAUUAAAGUUAUGUUGGCAAGCACUUAAUUCUAUAAACAAUUUUAAGCAAUAUUUACCAUUAGUAACAUGUAUGUGUAAUUCAGCUCUACAAAAACGACAUUGGAUAGAAAUGUCUGCAAUAUGUAAGUUUAAUCUUACACCUAAUGCUGGGACUAGUUUAAGAAAAAUUAUUUCAUAUAAUUUAAUGGGUGAUAUUGAGAAAUAUAAAGCUAUCAGUGUAAGUGCUAAUAGAGAAUUAAAGAUGCAACAGAAAUUAUUGAAAAUGAUCAAAGAAUGGGAUAAAAUUUCUUUUGAAAUAAGUCUUGAUAAACAAACUGAAAUGAAUGUAUUUUCUAAUAUGAAUGAUAUAGAAUUAUUACUUGAAGAUCAUCUUAUAAUUAUUGAAGAAAUGAAAACUUCAAAUUUUGUUAAAGAAAUAACUUCCUUAAUGACAGAUUUUUUAAUGUCUCUCACUAGAAUUCAAGAAAUUAUUAAUCAAUGGAAUUACAUACAAAUAUUAGUUCUUUCCUUAAACUCUACUUUUUGUCAUCCAAGCAUAAAAGUACAUUUAGCCAAAGAAUUUCUUUUGUACAAAGAAAUUAAAGAAAUCUUAAAACAUAUUCAAAAGAAGCUCUCAGGAACACCUACUUUUACAGAAAUUAAUGAUACAACAAUUUCAAAAUCUUUACUCAAUAUUGUUGGAAAGCUUGAAUACAUAAAUGAAAAAGUUAAAAAUUAUAUACAAACUAAGAGACAAUAUUUUCCAAGGUUUUAUUUUCUUUCUGAUAAAGAAAUUGAAGAAAUAUUAUUUAAAUCUGAUAUAUCUAUACAAAGUAUAUGUAUACAAAAAUGUUUUGAAGGUAUACAAAAACUAAAAAUUGAUAAAGAAAGGUCUAUUUGUUCCAUUUUUGGUGAUUAUGAAGAAGAAUUAUGUUUAGAAAAAUUAAUUUCGCUUAAUGUUCAAUAUGAUCAUGAAGAGAAAUGGUUGAUAUAUCUUGAAAAUGAAAUAAAUACUACAAUAAAAAAAAGCAUUCUCCUAUCUUAUCAAAUAUUUAGUAAAACAUUUGCAUAUAAUAGUAUCAUAAAUUUUCCAAGCAUGGCAAUUGUUUGUACUUUUCAACUUUGCUGGACUAUCGAGGUACAUAGGUGUCUUGCUCCUUUUAAUUUUAAAGCUCUGAAUUCUUUAUAUUCAAGAUAUAUUAAUUAUGUAAUUAGCUUAACUAGUGAAUUGAAAAAUUAUUCGAUAAAAAGAUUGAGAAAUUUGUUAAUGUCUUUAAUUACUAUAUUAAUUCAACAAAAAGACAUUAUUCAGUUAUUAUUAGACAAAAAUAUUACCAGACCUACAGACUUUGAAUGGGUUGCACAAUUACAAUAUUAUUUAGUAGAAGAUUGCAUAGAAGUAUCUAUUUUUAAUACAACUAUAAAAUAUGGGUAUGAAUAUAGUUAUUACAAACAACAUAUAAUAAAUACUCCUUUAACAGAUAGAUGUUUUCGUACUCUUAUGCAAGCAUAUGAGUAUCAUUUAUAUGGUGCUAUUACAGGGCCAUCUGCUACAGGAAAAUCAGAAACUCUCAAAAGUUUAACUAAAGCUAUUGCAAUACAAUUUCGUUAUUUUAACUGUACUAAUACAUUAUCUUAUAAUUUUCUAUCUCAAGUAUUUAAGGGAUUUAUUUCUUGUGGAGCGUGGCUUUGUUUUAAAAACUUUGAUAUAUUGAAAAUUGAUCUCCUAUCAAGACUCGCACAAACUCUUACUUCUAUUUUUCAAAUUUUAGCAACAAAUUUAAAAAUCACAAUGUUUGAAGGUUCCUCAUUAAGAGUAAGUAGAAUUGGGCAUAUUUGCAUCAUUACAAAACUGAAUCUAUUUCAAUAUACUAAUUUACCGGAUAAUUUAAGAAUAUUAUUUAGAACAGUAUCUAUGAUAGUACCAGAUAUGAAUAAAAUUAUAGAAGUUGAAUUUUUCGCUGGUGGCAUAUCUAAUUCAAAGCUAUUAACUUCAAAAUUAGUUACGCUAUAUAAAAUACUAUCUGAGCAAUUAUGGUGUCAAUCAUGUAACAUUUUUAAUUUGUAUUCUAUGAAGACAAUUGUCAAAACCACAAUUAUUUUAAAGAGAAGUUUUCCAGAUGAAAAUGAAACUGUACUACUUUUACGUUCAUUAAUUAAUGUUAAUCUUCCAAAACUUUGUAAUACAGAUACACACAUUUUUAGGAAUAUAGUUCAUUACAUGUUUCCAGAUCUUACCUUGUUGCCUCCUAAUUAUGCAGUAUUUUUAGAAACUCUUGAAACAGUAUGUACAUCUAAAUCUAUUCAUAUUCAUGAUGUUUUCAAACUUAAAAUUAUACAAAUAUUUGAAUUAAUGCAUAUUCAUCAAUGUUUAAUGAUUGUUGGUAACCCUUUUGUUGGGAAAACAGAAAUAUUAAAUAUCCUUCAAGUUGUUUUAUUGUCUUUAUAUGAGCAAGGCAGUGAAUUUGGUGUUAAUAUAAAAUUAGAGACAAUAGUUCCAAGUACAAUUAAUGUUAAUCACCUUUUUGAUCAUUUUGAUGAAAAAUCUAAAAUUUGGAAGGAUGGAAUAUGUUCCAAAAUGAUUCAAACAUCCUCAAAGAAUGAUUCCUUUGACAGAAGGUGGAUAAUAUUUGACGGACUUCUAAAUAAUGUAUGGAUUGAAAAUUUAUAUGCAGUUCUUGAUAUAAGUAAGAUGUUAUAUUUAUCAUCAGAUGAAAAAAUUAAUAUGACAAAUUUUGUAUCCAUUAUCUUUGAAACAAUAAAUAUGGAAGAUAUUUCUCCUGCUAUUUUAUCAACUUGUGGUAUAAUUUAUAUUGAGUCAAAUUCUAUCGAUUGGAGACCCUAUGUUAAAACCUAUUGUUCCAAACACAAUAUUUAUGACGAACAUAAAAAGAUAUUGUAUCCAUUGUUUGAUUGGAUAAUAGAGCCUUGUUUACAAUUUAUACAAAAGAACUGCACUGUAACUUUAAAUGUUGGACAGUUACAUUUUGUAAUGUCAACAUUAAAUUUGUUUGAAAUGUAUUUAAGGGACGCUUUGACAGAAAAUACUGAAGAAAAGGGGAAAACAUCCCAUUUUUUAAUAUGGGUUCAGGUUGCGCUUAUAUUAUCUAUAAUAUGGGGUUUAGGAGGAAAUUUGGAUAUAGAUUCUCAUACUAAAUUUAAUUCUUUCUGUACAUCACUUUGGACUGGUGCAAUUAAAGAAUAUCCAAAACCAGAAAUAAUAAAGGGUUUUGACAUAACAUUACCUCAUGAAGGCUUAAUACAAGAUAAUUUUUAUAUCUUCAAAGGUGUUGGAAAUUGGAAGUAUUGGGGAAGUACUGAUAUAUUAAAGAGUGAGAAAAUAUUAGAAAACUCUGGUAGUAAUGAAAUUUUUGUACCAACAAUUAAUACAAUAAAAUAUAAUCACAUGAUUCUCAAACAUAUAAAAUACAGAAAACCUUUCAUUAUUUGUGGAGAUGAAUCUAUUGGAAAAAGUUAUCUUAUAAAUACUUUAUUGAAAAAUAAAUUACCUGAAGGAAUAUAUUUCAAUUUACUUAAUUUUAUUUCUCUGAAUACAGUUGCUAAAACACAACAAUUAUUACUUUCAAAAUUAAAUAAAAUAAGAAAAAGGCACUAUGGGCCACCGAAAGAUCAGUUUUGUAUUAAUUUUAUAGAUGAUCUUAAUAUGCAAAGAUAUGAAUGCCAAUCAGAAAUAAAUGGUAUCUUAGAUCUUAUUCGGCAAUAUCAUAGUUAUGGUUACUUGUAUGAUAUUAAUGACUCUGAAAAAAUUUAUAUUAGUGACAUUAUGUUAUCGCUUUCAAUUAUAACUAAUACUAAAAUUAAAAUAUGUCCUAGAUUCUUAAGGCAUUUUAAUUUAUACACUAUGUAUGCCCCUGCUACAGAUACUAUAUUCAGAAUAUUUUCAAAUGUGCUUUUCAGUAAUUUAAAAAAUAAUUCUUUUACUGCAGAUAUAUUCAGUACUGUAACCAGUAUAACUAAUGCUACGAUUGAUAUAUAUAAUUCUAUAAUUAAAAUUUUACUACCAAUACCUACUAAGUUUCAGUAUCAAUUUAGUAUAAGAGAUAUAAGCAGAGUUAUUAAUGGAUGUAGCCUUCUUCAAAAAGAAUCAGUAGAAACUAAAGUUACCUUCAUGCGGCUUUGGGCUCAUGAAGUAUGGCGUGUUUUUGGUGAUCGAAUAUUGGAUAAUAAUGACAAAGAAUGGCUUUUUUCACAGAUUAAAAUAACCUGCAAACAUCAUUUCAAAGAUUCAUUUGAAACAGCUUUUGAUUAUCUACCAAAAUUUGAUAAUAAUGAAAUUAUCAAGGAUAGUUUUUGUAAUUUAAUAUUCUGCACCUUUAUGUGUACAGAAAAAUAUGAAAAUAAAAGAUAUGAAGAAAUAAAUUCUAUUGAGAAAUUACAAACUAAAAUUAUUUUUUAUAUAAACGAAUAUAAUAAUAAUAAUGUGAAAAAACGGAUUGAUAUUGUAGUAUCACAGUAUAUUUUAGAAUGUUUGAUAAAAGUUUCGAGAAUUUUAGCUAUACCAGGAAGCAAUUUAUUAAUAAUUUCUAGUAUGGGAUUUGGUAGAAAGUCCUUAGCAAGUCUAGCUGCUUAUAUGCAACAACAAGAAUUAUAUGAACCUUCUGUGCAAUCUUAUUGUGACUUCAACAUGUGGAGAAAAGAUAUAAAACUGGUUUUACAAAAGUGUGGUGAGUUAAAACAGAAUUUUAUUCUCUUUUUAAAAGAUAAACAAAUAAAGAAUAAUUUUCUCCAUGAUAUUUGUUGCCUAUUGUCUACUGGUGAAAUACCUGAUUUAUUUUCUAUUGAAGAAAGGUGUGAUAUCAUUGAAAUGAUACGUUUGCAUGCUCAAGGUGGUAAUAAAAAUGAAGAAAUCAGUAAUCGUGCAGUAAUGAAUUUUUUUCUGGAACAAUGUAGAAGAAAAUUACAUAUUAUAUUUUGUUUUACUGAAACAAACAAAAGUAUAAGAUCAUAUUUAUAUAAAUAUCCAGAAUUAAUAAAAUAUUGUACAGUAAACUGGUAUGAAAUGUGGCCAACAGAUACACUUCUACAGGUAGGUUUGAAAUACAUUCAAGACAUUAAUAUUGAAGAAGAUAUAAAAGCAAAUGUAAUAAAAGUUUGCAUACAAUUAUAUAACUAUGUACAAGAAAUAAGCAAAGAAUACUACAAAGAAACUGGAAUGAAAAUUCAUGUUACAUCAGUUACAUAUUUGCACAUGUUAAAAUUAUAUGUUCACUUGAUAUGUAAAAAACAGAAAGAUAUUUUUACAUUGAAAAAUAAAUACCUAACAGGUUUAGAAAAAUUAGAAUUAGCAGCUCAACAAGUAGAAAAGAUGAAAGCCACAUUGACAAUAUUGAAACCACAGUUGGAGUUAUCUGCCCAAAAAACGAUAAUUACAAUGAAAGAAGUGGAGAAUGAAAAUAUUACUGUAGAAAAAGCAACUGCUGUUGUACAACAAGAAGAAGAAAUAGCAAAUAAGAAAACAGAGAUUGCUGGGAAAUUAAAAUUGGAAUGCGAAGCUGAUCUAGCUGUAGCAAUUCCAAUUUUAGAAGAUGCUAUUGUUGCAUUAAAUACACUAAAACCUACAGACAUUACAUUGGUUAAAGCUAUGAAAAAUCCUCCUGAUACUAUUAAGCUAGUAAUGGCAGCAAUAUGUGUAAUGCUUGAUGUUCCCCCAGAUAGAGCAGUUGAUUCAGUUACUGGCAAAAAAUAUACAGAUUAUUGGGGUCCAAGCAAACGCAUUUUAAGUGAUAUGAACUUUUUACAAAUUUUAAAAGACUAUGAUAAGGAUAACAUUCCAUCUAAUAUUAUACAAACCAUUAAGAAGACAUACAUAAUGGAUAGCAAUUUUAAACCACAUAUCGUUGCCAAAGCAUCAAGUGCUGCAGAAGGCCUUUGUAAAUGGGUACGUGCAAUGGUAUCUUAUGAUGAAGUUGCAAAGGCAGUUGCUCCUAAGAAAGAAAAAUUGCUUAUUGCAGAAAAAGAAUGUAAUGAAGCUGAAGCAUUUCUAAAUGAAAAACGGAAAACUCUGUUGACAUUAAAUGUUAAACUUGCUGCCUUGAAUGACAGUCUUCAAGAAACACUACAACAAAAAAUAAAACUAAAGCAAGAAGUAAAAGAUUGUACCAUAAAACUUCAGAAAGCAAAAAAUUUAAUGGCAAGUUUGGGAGGGGAAAAAAAUCGUUGGAUGCAGAUUGCAGAAAAUCUUAAAAGAAAUUAUGAUAAUCUCGUGGGUGACAUGAUAUUGACAUGUGCAACUAUAAAUUAUACAGCAUCAUAUAAUAUUGUAUUUCGUAACAAAAUUUUAGAGCAGUGGAAACAAUAUAUGGAAAUUCUGAAAAUAUCAUAUAGUAAAAACUAUAAUUUAAUAAAUAUACUUGGAGAAGAAAAUGAUAUAAACCAUUGGUAUUUUUCUGGUUUACCUAAAAAUAGCUUUUCAGUUGAAAAUGCAAUUAUUAUGACUAAUUCCAAAUUAUGGUCCUUAUUUAUUGAUUCACAAAAUCAAGCAAAUGAGUGGAUUAAAAAAAUUGAAAAAAAGAAUAAUUUAAAAAUUAUUAAGCUCACUGACUCCAAUUAUUUGUCAAUUAUUCAAUAUAAUGUUGAAAAUGGUAUCCCCACAUUAAUUGAAAAUGUAGGAGAAGAAUUAGAAAUAUCAUUGGAUCCUUUUCUUUUAAAAAGAAUUUACAACGAUGAAAAAUCUUCAUACUUAGAUAUCGGUCACGAUAUAAUAAAAUAUUCAUUCGAUUUCCGAUUAUAUAUUACAACGCGAUUACUUAAUCCUCAAUUUUCAUGUGAGAUGUUUAGCAAACUUACAAUAAUUAAUUUUUCCAUUCCCAAUGAAGCUCUUCAAGAUAAACUUCUUGAUUUUAUUAUUUACAAAGAAAAGCCAGAACUUCAAGAAAAGUUUAAAAUUUUACUUAUGGAAGAUGCUAACAAUAAAAAAAUAUUAAAGCAACAAGAAGAUAUAAUAUUAAAUAUCUUAUCUUCAACAACAACAAAUAUUCUUGAAGAUGAGACUGCUAUAAAAAGUUUAGAUUCUUCAAAAAAUUUUUCUUUGAAUAUUAUCAAGAAACAAGAAAUGACAAAGGUAACAUCACAAGAGAUAAAUAAAUUUCGAAAUGCUUAUGUAAAUUUUGUUAAAUACUGUACAGAUUUAUUCAAUACAUUAAAUGUUUUGCCAUAUUUGAAUCAUAUGUAUCGUUUCUCUUUUUCGUGGUUUAUACAAUUAUAUAGAAGAUCAAUUGAAAUUUCAAGUAGAAGUGUUAUUCUUGAAAAACGAUUAAAAUAUUUAAAAUUUUCAUUUACUCAAAGUCUUUAUUCAAGCAUUUGCAGAUCUUUAUCAGAAAAACAUAAAAUACUGUAUUCUUUUCUAUUAUGUUCAAAAAUUCUAUUGAAUGAUCAACAAACAACUGAAGAAGAAAUUAAAUAUUUUAUGACAUCAAACAUAAAUCAUAGUAAUACAGUUCCAAAUUAUAAAUUUGAUUGGCUUCCACAAAGUAUUUGGAUAAAUAUUUAUAAUCUCAGUAAAAUACUUCCUUCCUUCUAUGAUCUUGCAGAUGAUUUUUGUACUAAUGAUAAGGCUUGGAAACAAUAUUAUGUUUCCGAAUCAUUUGAAGAUCAUCUGAUGCCAGAACCUUGGAUUAAUAAGUUAUCUUUGUUUCAAAAACUCAUUCUUGUAAAAAUUUUACGUCCUGAUCAAAUUAUAAUACAGAUUAUGAAAAUGAUAGAAAAUAUGUUGGGAAAUACACAAAACCAUUCCCCUAAAAUUAAAAUAUCUCAAUCAUAUGCGGAAUCCAGUUAUUUAACUCCACUUUUAUUUAUUUUACCUGCUUCUUUAACACCAUUAUCUAUUAUUUCUACAUAUGCAAAUACUAAAGGUUACUUAUCCAAAUUUGUCUCUCUAUCUAUGAGUAAAGGUGAAGAAAAGAAAGCUGAAUUUCUUAUAGAGAAAGCUCAGAAGGAAGGAGGUUGGGUGUUUCUGCAAAAUUGUCAUCUAGUAACUCAUUGGUUGGCUAAUCUUGAAAAAAUUUGCGAUAAUUGUAACAUUUCUAAUUCAUCUUUAGAUUACCGCUUAUGGUUAUCCAGUUGUUCUAUCAAUGAAUUUCCAAUUAGUAUAUUGCAAAAUAGUAUAAAAAUCAUGCACGAUUAUCCUUUAAAUAUUAAAGAAACAUUGUUAAAUAUUUAUCAGUCAGAACCUAUAAUAAAUAAAGAAUUUUUUGAAGGCUGUCCUGGAAAAGAUAAAAUUUUCUUAAAACUUCUUUUUGCAAUAUGUCUUUUUCAUGUAAUUAUACAAGAGAGAGAACACUUUGGAUUUCAAGGAUGGAAUAUACCAUAUAAAUUUGAUCAUACUGAUCUCAAAAUAUCCAUUAUGCAAUUACAAAAUUUCAUAAAUAAUGCAGAUCAUGUACCCUUUGAUAUUUUUCUAUAUCUUAUUGGAGAAUGCAAUUAUGGGGGCAAAAUUCAAGACGAAUUUGACAGUAAAUAUUUAAAACAUCUUUUAACUGAUUAUUGCAAUCCUAACAUAAUUGAAAAUGGACAGUAUGUACAUGCAAAUGACGUACAGGAAUUAAUACCACAAAGAUGUGAAUAUUAUCAUGUAAUUGAUCAUAUUAGGAAAAUUCCAUCAGACCUAUCAUUUCAAAUAUUUGGGUUUAAUAGAAAUGGUAUUAUUAUUCGAAAUACUAUGAUAGCUACAGAAUUGAUAUCAUCUCUUUCAUAUAUGAGCUCUCCAAUUUCUUUAUUAGACGAAGAGUUACAGGAAGAUCAAGUAUUAAUUUUAAUUAAUGAUAUUAAUGAUAAAUUAUGUGAUGCAAUUAAAAUUGAUGAAAUUCAAGAACAAUGUACUUCUAUGCUUAAAGAACCUUUGCAAAGAGUUCUUUUUUGUGAAAUCAAAUCAUUAAAACGUAUUUUAGAAAUUAUAACAAAGGCAUUGACUAAUUUAAAAUUAGCAUUGUAUGGUUAUCUUCUUUUUACGGAUUCGCUGAAAACAUUAGCGAAAGAAAUAUGUGAAAAUAAAAUUCCACAUACUUGGCAGAUGAUACAAAUUAAUAUUCUUACUGGAAACUUAACAGACUACAUCGAUAAUUUAUUAAAACGUGCUAAGUUUAUUCAAAAUUGGAUUAAUCAAGGACGUCCAAAAAUUAUUUGGUUUGAUACAUUAUUUCAUUACAAAAUGUUCUUUUCUGCAAUAUUAUUGACAUUUUCUAAAAGGUAUAAUAUAUCUAUUGAAGAUAUUACUUUCGAUUUUGAAAUAGAUACAAAAAAAGAAAUUGACGAGGAAUAUGAUGAUGAAUAUUUAAUUUGUGGACUGCAUUUAUGUGGUGCUCGAUGGGAUUUGGAAAAAAGAAUGUUAGUCGAAAAUUUUACAAAUGAAAUCUGGCAAAAUAUGCCAUCUAUACAUCUUAAAUGUUCACGGAAUAAAAGAAGUGCAGAUAAAAUCUACGAAUGCCCUGUCUAUAUAACUGCUGCUAAAAAUAUUGAUAAAGAUAUCAAAUUUUCUUCAAAGAAUUAUAUAAUUAGUAUACCUUUGAAAACUGAUAUCCCUGCAACUCAUUGGAUAAAGUGCGGUACAGCUUUAUUUUGUCAUAUGUGAAUUAUAUAAGAAAUUAUCAAGAAGUUAAAAUUAAAUCAAAAUGUUUAUUCAAACAUUUCGCGGAUUCUUUCAUUGUGUAUAUAUCCGGUUCAGUUCCAUAUAAAUGGAAGGAAUGACAGGUA